Messenger RNA from Colletotrichum chrysophilum, 579 nucleotides. RefSeq lists its product as uncharacterized. NCBI's taxonomy places the organism in Eukaryota, Fungi, Ascomycota, Sordariomycetes, Glomerellales, Glomerellaceae. Gene Ontology annotation, molecular function: D-amino-acid oxidase activity; FAD binding. The transcript has 2 exons. The record is from RefSeq and is a predicted model, not a curated record. Bases 1 to 579 code for a protein of 192 amino acids.
AUGCAGCUGGAAGGUUUGAUGGGCCUCUGGAAACUGGCGGAAACGAACCCAGAAUCCAGUGUACGGCAGGUGAAGAUGACAGAGAUCAUGGAUCGUGGGUCAAAGUCUGACGUCUGGUAUGCCCACAAAGUCCCGAGCUUCCGCUUUCUUUCUGGGCAGGAUCUGCCAGAAGGUGCAAUCUACGGAAUGGAAUACAAGACAGUCAUCCUCACCCCGCAGAAGUUUCUUCUUUGGCUUUACGACCGUUUACAGAAGCGAGGCAUUGAGUUUCGUCGAACAAGAGUCUCUGCUCUGGCUGACUUGAAGGGUCUUGGUCACGACGUGUUGAUCAAUGCCACUGGAAUCGGCGCCGAAACACUUGAAGAUGUCCAAGAGAAGAACCUGGUUAUGAAUCGACUCCAAUGCGUUGUUGCGAAGGCCCCGGAUACCUACAAUCAGCUUUUCAUUCGCCGAGGCCAUGGGGGCUACUACUCAACUGCCUUUUCUCGCGGGGAUGGCACAGUCUACUGCGGUGGUGUUCUUACACAAGGAGACCGAAGCCUUGCAGUGUCUGAGGACCAGAGAAAUACAUACGAGUAA